ACCUGGUAGAUCUUGGGAAUCGUUCAGCUGUAGCACCCUUUCGAUGCCAAACCGUCAUACCUCCAGAAGGAAGCACGAGCACUGGGAUACUGUCAGGUUGUCCAAGCCUAGACAGGGAGAGUCGAGAGGCAGAGGUUGAGUUCAAACCGCGGACCUUCCGUCAUUCUUUUGUAACACCUUUUCGGUGCCUAGCUGCCGAGAGGUUGUUGCCCGAAGUAAGCACGAGGGCUGGAAUACUGUCAGGUCGCCCAAGCCUAGACGGGGAGAGUCAAAAUGCAGAUCGGGUUCGAACUUCCAGUCAGCAGCUUUGUUCUCUAACCACUGAGCCAUCUCGAUCUACAGGAUAUGACAUAUGCAUCGCGUCUGAACUAAAGCAAU
Molecule: messenger RNA, 378 nt
Organism: Opisthorchis viverrini
Lineage: Eukaryota; Metazoa; Platyhelminthes; Trematoda; Opisthorchiida; Opisthorchiidae
Exons: 2
Source: RefSeq, a predicted model, not a curated record